CGUCACACCAUUUGUGCUUCGGGUCAUCGAAGAAUCCACCCCCCAAGAACGACAAGCAACGCUUUGCUCAGCUGACCAGCCGCAUUAGUACUGCACUGCCGGGAGAUGCAUGCUGCCAUCCUUCGAUGGCUAGUAUGUAGUUGAUGAAGCGGGAAGGGACUCCGUUGAGAAUCACGGCGAUGUCAAUACCGUCGAAGAGAGAAGUAUAUAAGUUGAGAAGGCCAACAAAUACAAAAUCACAACCAGCAUUCGUUUCUAGACUACCCAAGUACUAUUAGCAUCCGACUCUCGCUCCAAGAUGCUUUCCGCGGCACUUAUCCUCGGCGCUGUUGCCACUCUGCUGGACACCGCGUCUGCCCACGGCUUCGUGAGCGACGUCUCUACCAACAAUGUCUGGGCCAAAGGCUCCAACCCCGUAUGGUACUACUCCGCCGCAAACUCUCGACCCCAGACUGCGGGUUGGGACUCAUUGAACCAGGACCUUGGUUUCGUCGAGCCCGCCUCCUUGGGCACUGAUGACAUCACCUGCCACAAGAGCGCAACCGCCGCCAGGCUCUAUGCCGAAGUCGCUGCCGGCUCAGCGUUGACCUUCUACUGGAACACCUGGCCAGAUAGUCACAAGGGCCCUAUCAUCAACUACAUCGCUCCCUGCAACGGUGACUGCACCACACUGACUCCCGGUUCUCUUCGCUGGAGCAAGAUUUCUCAGGCCGGUCUUAUCACUCCAGGCGGCAGUGGAACCUGGGCCACCGACAACCUCAUUGCUACCAACUUCACCUCGACUACCACUAUUCCCAAAAACCUGCAGGCCGGCAACUACGUCAUCCGCCACGAGAUCAUUGCCCUGCACGGCGGUCAGUCCGACAACGGCGCGCAGCUCUAUCCUCAGUGCUUGAACAUCAAGGUCACAGGUAGCGGCUCUGUCGCCCCUUCAGGCGGUGUUGCUGGCAACACUCUGUACAAGAGAAACGACGCUGGCAUCCUGUUCAACCUUUACAUCAGCCCCACGAGCUACCCAUUCCCUGGUCCAGCCCUUUGGACUGCAGCGAACUAGGUCAUGAAAGCAACCAACGCAUUCUUGGACGUUUCGAAGGUUAUACUGAGGAUCUUGGCAUGGUAACUCUUGAGUAAGAGUAGGGCGGCUGGAAAGCUUCUUGUCGAUAUUACGUUCGCUUAGAUAAGACAAUUGAUUGCUAUUCCGA
This is a messenger RNA of Didymella exigua CBS 183.55, 1202 nucleotides long. RefSeq names its product lytic polysaccharide monooxygenase. The record is from RefSeq and is a predicted model, not a curated record. The transcript is spliced from 3 exons. The coding region runs from base 299 to 1054 and encodes 251 amino acids. Lineage: Eukaryota; Fungi; Ascomycota; Dothideomycetes; Pleosporales; Didymellaceae.